CAACUGGCGUGGCCCAGAUGGCCACCUUUGGUAGACAGCCCGAGGGGAACAACGCCCCACCGCGGCACUGCCCUCCGCCGUGUGCUACUCGCCUAGUUUCUCGCGGGGCCUCGCUUCGCAGCCGGAGGAAAUAGGAAAGGAGGAUUGCCACGGCGGCCAAUGGUGGCGGCGACGGGCCAACGGCCACCUGAGCGCGGCCGGCCCCACCCUCGCCAUCUUCAUCGACGCGCACGAGGACCUGGCCCUGCACUGAAGUCGCUGCUUCGUCGAUGGGAUCUGCGGGCGGUGGCGGCGGCCUCCUCUGCUGCCCCUGAUUCCCCACGGCAACCAACUGGCCGUUCCCUGGCCAUCGUGUCGCAGUGGCGUCCCGCCGUGCCAACAGGCCUCGCUGGUGGCUGGUCGGGGGCCGUCCCAACCGCACGGCCGUUGCUCCAACCUCCGGAUCCAUUUUUUGGAUUCAGAAGUUAGAUGCCACCGAUCCAUCGCUGGCAACGCGGUAUGUCAUAUUUUAUCUCCACCAUCAUUUCAUUGAAAAACUGAAAAGCCAGUCAUUGUCAUCGAAAUUGCAUCGAAAGUACAACAAUUCUGACUUAUAUGCAGUAACGCGCAAACUGCGGGACACAUAUUGUAUUGCACUCUUGCAACUUCUUGGAAGGUUAUUAACUGAAUGUUGGUCCCUCUGAUCGAUGGAGUAUCAGAUUAGGACAGAUUCAAACGUCUGAGAUUACCUAAUUAUUGUAUUGCAAACUAGUACUCUUCUGACUUGCACUUUAUAAGUAGAACAGUAUAGCCAUUCUUCUUAAGUCUGACUCAGAUGGAGUUAAUGUCCAGCUACCUUAUUAGCCUUCUUCUCUUCUCGUUCUUAGUCCUUUCUCCCAGAGCCUUCGCCGCCGAGGUUACCGACACGCUCGGCAAGGGCCAGAAUGUCACCGACGGCGAGACACUCGUCUCAGCCGGUGGGUCAUUCACCCUGGGGUUCUUCUCUCCCGGGGUGGCUGCCAAGAGAUAUCUUGGUAUAUGGUUCACCCUGUCUGAGGACGUCGUCUGUUGGGUAGCCAACAGUGAAAGGCCUCUCAGUGACUCUUAUGGGGCGUUGGUGAUUAGUGCCAUGGGAAGCCUCCUCCUGCUGGAUAGCUCCGGUCAAGUCGUGUGGUCUUCAAACACAACGGGUAUUGGCUCCACAUCUGUGCAACUGCUCGAGUCUGGCAAUCUAGUCGUGAGUGACGAAAGCGGGGGUGCUGCCAUGUGGCAGUCAUUCGACCACCUGUCGAACACACAGCUUCCCGGAACCAAGAUCGGCAAGAACCUGUGGACCGGUGCAGACUGGCAACUUACGUCGUGGCGUUCAGCAAAUGACCCUUCCGCAGGGAACUUUCGCUACAUGACCGAUGCAGAGGGCGUACCACAAAACAUUCUUUUGGAUGGUGAUCAAGUGAAAUACCGCACCGGACCAUGGAAUGGCCUAUGGUUCAGCGGUGUCACGGAGAUGGCCACAUAUUCUGACAUGUUCACCUACCUGUUGACAAGCACCCCAAGCGAGGUAACCUACGGUUAUGUCGCCAAGCCUGGAGCGCCCUUUUCACAUGUACUGCUCACUGACGACGGAGUAUUCCGGCACCUAGUGUGGGACCAUAGCAGCCGGAAGUGGAAGGUUUUCUUUCAAGGGCCGCGGGACAUCUGUGACCACUACGGGAAGUGCAGGGCAUUUGGUAUGUGCAACGCCAAUGCACCAUUGGCAUCAUUCUGCAGCUGCAUCAAGGGGUUCAGCCCGACGUCUCCUUUGCUGUGGAAGAUUGGGGACACCUCGAAAGGAUGCCGCCGAAACUUGAUGUUGGACUGUGGCAAUGGAGCUUCCACCACGGAUGGUUUCGUGGUGAUGGAGGGGGUGAAGCUUCCUGAUACACACAAUGCAUCGGUGGAUCCGAGCAUCACGUUGGAGGAAUGCAACACAAGAUUGAUGGUGGCAACUUUAGUAUAUUCUUGGUUUGUUGGUAAUCUAGAUAGUAAUCUUCCUCUAGUAGUUGCGUCGACGAAUUUAUUGAAUUUACAGAUAAAUUAUGUCAGGAACACCACAACUGGCGAGAUAAAGAGAAUCUUAACCUAUAUGUUACAAAGAGACGUCAGUCGUUACCAGGACUAUCACGUAACAAUGCGACCAUGCACACUGACUGCUUUCUCAUCCAUUUCUUGCAAUAUAUCCGGCACGGGAGAUGCACUUGAUCGUUCUACUAUAAGAGAGGCUACAAGAAAUUUCUCUGAAGCAAAUGUCAUUGGCGAAGGUGGAUAUAGUGUAGUCUACAGGGGGCAGCUACGCGAUGGUACAAUGGUUGCUGUGAAGAGGCUCAAAAAGUUUUAUCUUACUGAUAAGGGCAAGGAAGAUUUCUCAAGGGAAGUGGGAGUGAUGUCAACACUCAGGCAUGUCAAUCUUGCUAAGCUCCUCUACUAUUGCCGGGAAGAAGAUGAGUGGAUACUAGUCUACGAACUGAUGGAGAACAGAAGUUUGAAUCUUUACAUAUUUGGGGAAGAAAACGGAUUUCGUUCCUCACUGAAUUGGGCGCAAAGACUGGAAAUAAUUGGUGGGGUCGCUGUAGGUGUUGAAUUCCUUCACAGCAAGGGAGUCAUCCACAGGGAUCUAAAUCCUGGCAAUAUACUUGUCAGUGACACGUGGCAUCCCAAGAUAACGGACUUUGCCACCAUGAAGCUGUUUAUUGACGAGAAGACAAAUCCGGCAUUAGUACUGAUGCCGGGAUAUCUCGCUCCAGAGUAUUCAGGGGAAUGGGCCUUGACGUACAAGUGUGAUGUAUAUAGCUUCGGAGUCGUCUUGCUUGAGAUAGUCAGUGGCAGAAAGAGAACAGACACGCCAACGCUCCUUCUUCAGGCCUGGGAACUGUGGGAUCAGCGUAGGAUCAGGGAGCUUCUUGAUCCGGAAGUGGCUGAACCUGAAGGCGACCUCUUGUCACGGCUAGUCAGGUGCAUCCAGAUUGGCCUUCUCUGCGUGCAGCGUUUGCCCGAGGACAGACCUACAGUGACUGAGGUUGUGGAAUUGCUAACCAACACCAGCUCACAGCUCCUGACGCCACAGAGACCCACACAACUAUUCUCAAUCGACACACCCGGACUGAGCCGGACCAUUCGAUCUGACCAGCAUCUCCCACGGGGAUCUCAGUGAAUGCAGCUAAUAAUUUGUUAUCUGUAUGUGUGUCGCCUUGGUUUUUCCUAUUCCUUUCCGUAUCUGUGUCCAAAUUACGACAGGAUCGACUGAACUUCUGUUACUAGGAUGCUUAACACACUAUGCAGAUGGGAGAUGGCGUCUGAGUACAUACAUGCCCAACUUUGCUCAACAAGCGUGAUGUGGGGAGUGUUUUCUAUAUCACCUUCGUAUAUACAUCUGUCAAAAGUUUA
This is a messenger RNA of Triticum aestivum (bread wheat), 3402 nucleotides long. RefSeq names its product G-type lectin S-receptor-like serine/threonine-protein kinase SRK. The transcript is spliced from 8 exons. The coding region runs from base 815 to 3169 and encodes 784 amino acids. NCBI's taxonomy places the organism in Eukaryota, Viridiplantae, Streptophyta, Magnoliopsida, Poales, Poaceae. Gene Ontology annotation, biological process: recognition of pollen; protein phosphorylation. Gene Ontology annotation, molecular function: protein serine/threonine kinase activity; ATP binding. The record is from RefSeq and is a predicted model, not a curated record.